AUGUGCGAAUUAUUAAAUACAACAUUUGACAAUUUAAAUAAUUCCUAUUCUCAAUUAUCAUUGUAUGAAUAUCCAUCAUAUAAACCAUUAAAAUUAUCAAAUUAUUUACCGGAAUCAAACCGUGAUCAACUACUAUUAUCAUUACAUUCGUUAUCAUUAAAAGUCAAAACUCUUGAAAAUGAACGAAAAAAAGCUGAAUUAACUUUUCAUGAAAUAACAAAUAAAUCUAUUCGAUCAUUUAACAAUGAUAAACAACCGAAAGAAAUUCUAGAUAAGAAUGUACAAUCAUUUUCGAAAUGUCGAAUAAAUAAGAAAAAUAAUCAUAAUGUCUAUCCAACUCCAACAAUAAAAAAUAUUAAUCGUAUACCUUUUAUUCUUGGGCAAUCGACAACACCAAGUCAUAAUGUUAAAACAAAUAUACAGAAUGUUUUUGCUUUGUUAAAAAAUAAUAAGCAUCAAUUACGUUCAUCAUCAAAAGAAUACACUAAUCAUCUCCAUCUUCAUUGUAAAAAACAAUCUCUUUAUCCUGAUCAUUAUAAGAAAUCAAGAAUUAUCAAAGAUAAACAAUAUGAUAUAGGUUUAAAACAUCUAGUUAAUGAAUAUGUUAGACAUUCUCGUAAACAUUCAAAUUUCAAUUCAUUUGAAACAUUAAAUCAAAAAAUAGAAAAUAUAUUAGAAAAAUUUGAACAUUUACAAAGAGAGCAUAUGAUGUUAAGAUAUGGUCAUACAAACGAAGAAUUCAAUGAAACACCAACAGAAACUUUAGAAAGAACAAAAUUACUUCAACUUAUACUUAAAGAUUCUUUUGAUGAAGAAAAUACUUAA
Adineta steineri is the source of this 825-nucleotide messenger RNA. Lineage: Eukaryota; Metazoa; Rotifera; Eurotatoria; Adinetida; Adinetidae. The record is from the annotation of a GenBank genome assembly.